Messenger RNA from Carica papaya (papaya), 390 nucleotides. Lineage: Eukaryota; Viridiplantae; Streptophyta; Magnoliopsida; Brassicales; Caricaceae. The record is from RefSeq and is a predicted model, not a curated record.
AUGCCAGUUGUGCAUGGUGGACUAAGGAGUAGGAUCAAUGAGAGAAGAUUCGGUGGUGUGCCGGUGGAGGUGUGCUGGAGGUGUGCUGGUGGCGGUUUUGGAGGCGGCAAAGGUGGAGGUGUGGGAGGAGGACUUGGUGGUGGAGGUGGUGCUGGAGGCGGUGCAGGUGGUGGCUUCGGAGGUGGUAAAGGUGGAGGUGUAGGAGGAGGAUUUGGUGGCGGUGCUGGUGGAGGACUUGGCGGUGGAGCUGGAGGAGGUGCUGGUGGUGGAUUUGGAGGUGGUAAAGGUGGAGGAAUUGGAGGAGGAUUAGGUGGCGGGGCUGGUGGAGGUUCUGGUGGUGGGUUCGGCGGAGGCGGUGGAGCUGGUGGAGGAAUUGGUGGCGGAUUUUGA